Jaculus jaculus (lesser Egyptian jerboa) is the source of this 2018-nucleotide messenger RNA. It is a transcript of the gene Gnl1, whose product is annotated as G protein nucleolar 1 (putative). Gene Ontology annotation, molecular function: GTPase activity; GTP binding. NCBI's taxonomy places the organism in Eukaryota, Metazoa, Chordata, Mammalia, Rodentia, Dipodidae. The record is from RefSeq and is a predicted model, not a curated record. Bases 85 to 1911 code for a protein of 608 amino acids. The transcript is spliced from 12 exons.
GCCGGGCGGCGGGGGCUGCCCGGGGGCAGGCACUCGAGGCGGCGGGAGCUCGGCGAAGGGCGGGCCAGGCCACUGGUCCGGGCCAUGCCGAGGAAGAAGCCGUUCAGCGUGAAGCAGAAGAAGAAGCAAUUGCAGGACAAGCGCGAGCGGAAGCGAGGGCUUCAAGAUGGGCUUCGCUCCAGUUCCAACAGCCGCAGCGGGAGCCGGGAGCGGCGAGAGGAGCAGACCGACACCUCGGACGGGGAAUCCGUGACCCAGCAGAUCCGCAGGCUCAACCAGCAGCCUUCCCAGGGGCUAGGUCCGAGAGUCUACGACCCCAACCGAUACCGGCUGCAUUUUGAACGGGACAGUCGGGAGGAGGUAGAGAAGAGAAAGAGAGCAGCUAGAGAGCAAGUGCUGCAGCCAGUCAGUGUUGAAGUGCUGGAGCUGGAUAUCCGGGAAGUCUAUCAGCCUGGCUCAGUCCUGGACUUUCCACGACGGCCUCCUUGGAACUAUGAGAUGUCCAAGGAACAACUAAUGAGCCAGGAGGAACGGAGUUUCCAGGAAUAUCUUGGGAAGAUACAUGGGGCUUACACUUCGGAGAAGCUCAGCUACUUUGAGCACAAUCUGGAGACAUGGAGGCAGCUGUGGCGAGUGUUAGAGAUGUCUGACAUUAUAUUGCUCAUCACAGACAUCCGACAUCCGGUUGUAAACUUCCCACCAGCAUUUUACGAGUAUGUGACUGGAGAACUGGGGCUGGCCUUGGUGCUGGUUUUAAACAAGGUAGAUCUGGCCCCACCGGCUCUCGUGAUUGCCUGGAAGCAUUAUUUCCACCAGCACUACCCGCAGCUCCACAUCGUCCUGUUCACCUCUUUCCCUCGGGACCCCCGCACUCCACAGGAAUCUAGUAGUGUCUUGAAGAAGAGUCGGAGGCGGGGAAGAGGAUGGACUAGGGCCCUGGGGCCAGAACAGUUACUGAGAGCCUGUGAAGCCAUCACCACAGGGAAAGUGGACUUGAGCAGCUGGCGGGAGAAGAUUGCUCGCGAUGUGGCUGGAGCCUCCUGGGGCAAUGGCUCUGGAGAGGAGGAAGAAGAUGAAGAUGGACCAGCAGUCCUGGUGGAGCAGCAGACUGACUCAGCGAUGGAGCCCACAGGCCCCUCCAGGGAGCGCUACAAGGAUGGUGUGGUGACCAUUGGUUGUGUGGGUUUUCCCAAUGUAGGGAAGUCCUCGCUGAUCAAUGGGCUGGUGGGACGGAAAGUUGUGAGUGUCUCCAGAACUCCAGGCCAUACCCGAUACUUUCAGACUUAUUUUCUCACCCCCUCUGUGAAGCUCUGUGAUUGUCCUGGCCUCAUCUUCCCCUCUCUGCUGCCCAGGCAGCUGCAGGUUUUGGCUGGGAUCUAUCCCAUCGCCCAGAUCCAGGAACCCUACACUGCUGUUGGCUACCUGGCCUCCCGGGUCCCUGUGCAAGCCCUGCUCCACCUGCGCCACCCAGAGGCUGAGGACCCUUCAGCAGAGCAUUCGUGGUGUGCUUGGGACAUCUGUGAAGCUUGGGCAGAAAAACGUGGUUACAAGACAGCCAAGGCGGCUCGCAAUGAUGUGUACAGAGCGGCCAACAGCCUGCUGCGUCUAGCAGUGGAUGGUCGCCUCACCUUGUGUUUCCACCCCCCUGGCUACAAUGGACAGAAAGGUAUCUGGGAGUCUCAUCCUGAGACCACAGAACUGGUGGUUUUACAGGGCAGGGUGGGGCCAACUGGUGAUGACGAGGAGGAGGAGGAGGAAGAAGAGCUGAGCAGCUCCUGUGAGGAGGAAGGAGAGGAGGACCGGGAUGCAGAUGAGGAGGGAGAAGGGGAUGAGGAUACCCCAACCUCAGUUCCAGGGUCCUGCCUGGCUGCCCGUAACCCUUAUUCCCUACUGGGUGAGGACGAGUGCUGAGUUCUCACCUGGUGUCAUCUUUCCUCCCAGUGUCUUUGCUUUUGGACUGACCUGGAGUCAUCUCCCCUCUGCCACCCUGAUUGUGAAUAAAGAUUGUCUGCUUUGUA